This is a messenger RNA of Microtus oregoni (creeping vole), 1396 nucleotides long. Its product is annotated as centrosomal protein of 128 kDa-like. The coding region runs from base 1 to 1263 and encodes 420 amino acids. NCBI's taxonomy places the organism in Eukaryota, Metazoa, Chordata, Mammalia, Rodentia, Cricetidae. The transcript has 8 exons. The record is from RefSeq and is a predicted model, not a curated record.
AUGAAGGACAAAGUGGGCAUGCUGAACGAAGACAAGAGAAAGCUGAAAGCAGAACAGAUUUCCCUGCAAGAGUCCUGUGAGGAGACAAGGAGGCUCUGUGAGGAGGCCCAUGAGAAGAUCUAUAAACUCUGGAGCAAGCAGCAGCAGUCUCCCACCUGGACAUUCUACUGUAUCCUGGAGAGCCUGGAAUUCUGUGAUGUCACCAGUGUUGUGGCAACGCCAACUGCCCUUGAGGCAUUCGUUCAGUGCCUGUGUGGUUCACCCACAGCCAUGCUGAAACGACUGAACAGGCUGCUUGGGAGACAGGAUGGAGAGCGCAGGGAGGCCAGAGAGAGGCACAGGGAAGAUGGCCUUCAGUCUCCGAGUCACACAUCAAGAAAUAAAUGGUUCCGGAGAAAGCGCAGGAGUGCUGGAAAAACAUCAACCUCAACCUCCGUCAGUGAGCAGGAGCAGAAGAAGAUGAACAAGGUCGAUGAACUGACCCUUCAGCUCCAGAUGAUGACCAAUGAGAGGAAUGAACUUCGUGCAAUCCUGGCCAAUUAUACCAACAAUGAUUUGAACAACAGGCUGAAAUCUGAGCUUGAGGAGCUGAAAAUGGAUCAUCAGAAAGAGAUGUCAGAGCUGGAGAAAUUCCACAAGGAAAUUAGAGAGAGCUCAUACAAGUCCAAGAAGCUGACUGAGGAGAUCAACUCCUACCGCACCCUCCACAGCCAGCUUCUGGGGGAAUGGACACAGAUGAAGGAAAAAGUGGGCAUGUUGAACGAAGACAAGAGAAAGCUGAAAGCAGAACAGAUUUCCCUGCAAGAGUCCUGUGAGGAGACAAGGAGGCUCUGUGAGGAGGCCCAUGAGAAGAUCUAUAAACUCUGGAGCAAGCAGCAGCGGGAACAACAAAGACUGGAGAAACAUCUUCAUUCCCUACUGAAGCCGAAGGAACUGGUUACCCAGCAAAAGGACACGGCAGGAAAGCUGCAGCAUCACUUCGCAGAGUCCCAGACGAGGUCUGAACAUCUCCAGCAUGAACUGGAAGAGACCACAGCCCAGGAGGAGAGGCUCCUGCAGAUGGAGCUGCUGCAGCAGGAGCACUAUGUGCCAGCACCUCUUAAGAGAACUCAGAAGGCUGGAGAAAGCCAGAGACACCUUGAAGGCAUGACAUUCUACACUCCAGGAUCCAGGCCUCCUCUGAAAAAGCCGCAUACUUUCUGCUGUGAAUUCAGCAUUGAGGAAACCAUCAACCUACCAUCAGAGGAUCCAGCCGCAAUCUGAUCCACCUCUGUUGGCUCACAUCCAGAGAAAAGACUACAUCAUAAAUAAGCUUGAGAUUCAGAGGACACCCCAUGAAUUACACAGAAGCCUAACAUCCAUCACCUAGUGGCCCUGGUGUGGGUAAAACAACAUG